This is a messenger RNA of Marasmius oreades (fairy-ring Marasmius), 1135 nucleotides long. RefSeq lists its product as uncharacterized. The record is from RefSeq and is a predicted model, not a curated record. The transcript has 5 exons. Gene Ontology annotation, biological process: protein import into peroxisome matrix. Gene Ontology annotation, molecular function: zinc ion binding. Gene Ontology annotation, cellular component: peroxisomal membrane. Lineage: Eukaryota; Fungi; Basidiomycota; Agaricomycetes; Agaricales; Marasmiaceae. The coding region runs from base 323 to 1099 and encodes 258 amino acids.
AUUCGAAGUGCACGCGCGUCUUAUGUAUACUCGGCAACAACGAUCCUUUCCGCAAGACGUGAAUGGCUGGCCUACCUGUAUUUCCUGAAGCUCAACAAGCCCAGAUAAUUCGUGCCCAUCAACGCGAUUUGUAUCAUGUCUCCUCAUUGAAAGAGCAAACCGAACACGUUCUGAGAGCUUGGUUAGGUCGGCUCCCUCCCAGUUUCAUCGCGAGUGUGAUUCAUGAAACUCUUCAAAAGGAACCCGCUGGUUAACAAGAUGGGGAAACGAAGUUGAACUACUUGUGAGGCUGAUAUACUACGGCUUUACAACAGGAAGGGCCAUGCAGACACUAGGAGAGGAAUACACUGAUAUCUGGCAACACUCGACUUCCACUCGUCAGACCCCUCCAUCACUUUGGGUGAGAUCGGCGUUGGUUCUUCUGCCUACAUUACCGUCCUAUAUCUUGGCUCGGUUUGUCAACAUUCAACUGGUCGAAAUGCGAGUACCGCGGUUAGCCGCACUACUUAAGACUUUACCGAGCACUCUAGAGAUCCUCACCGAAGUCAAUCUUGCGGCUUUCUAUGUCCGAGGGAUGUACUAUGACAUUUUCAAACGCUUGAUUAGCGUUAGCUAUUUGUCGUCAAAACCUGAGAAUCCCCAUGUCCGACAACCAAGUUAUUCACUCCUUGGGAUCUUAAUUGGAGUCAGACUGCUUUACCGCUUGGUCAAGCUUACCCGGACUUUCGCUCAAAGUGAGGCGAAAUCUGGCUUGCAUAGUAAAGAAGAGUCUAGAUCAGCAAGUACAAAACACCACGAAACCUAUCUUGACGACCGCCCAGUUUCAGCGCUUUUGAAAAUUGAGCUAGAAAGCGAACCUGCAAAGGCGGCGGAGGAGGACGAAAGAACGAUGCUCGACAUCCCCACAAUACGUCCAGAAAUUCGUGCAUCCAGAAAUUGCACGUUAUGUUUGGAAGAACGUACUGAUACUUGUUCAACCGAGUGUGGGCAUCUAUUCUGUUGGAGCUGUAUCGUUGGAUGGGGCAGGGAGAAGGCCGAGUGCCCGCUCUGUAGACAAUCGUUGAAUCUUAUACGUCUACUUCCCAUCUACAAUCUAUAGCCCAUUUGCACUAGCUAUAUACAAAUUACACGGGAA